Messenger RNA from Helobdella robusta, 261 nucleotides. RefSeq lists its product as hypothetical. The transcript has a single exon. Lineage: Eukaryota; Metazoa; Annelida; Clitellata; Rhynchobdellida; Glossiphoniidae. The annotation marks the transcript as partial. The record is from RefSeq and is a predicted model, not a curated record.
UUUAUAUCAAUGUAUCACUGCAUUCUUGUAUCACUGUAUCCUUGUAUCAUCUUAUCACUGUAUCGUUGUAUCAGUGUAUCACUGUAUUACUGUAUCAAUGUAUCACUGUAUCCUUGUAUCCUUGUAUUCUUGUAUCAUCGUAUCAUUGUAUCAUUUUAUCAUUGUAUCGUUGAAUCAGUGUAUUACUGUAUCAUUGUAUCCUUGUACCUUCGUAUCAUUGUAUCAUCUUAUCAUUGUAUUGUUGGUAUCAACAUAUCAUGA